GAAAUCUCGGUGAGAAGUCUCUAACAGCGCUCGCAGCUGCAGCUCCAGCAGAGAGCACACAGACACCGGCUACAGAGUGGAUUAUGAAGCAAGCAACCCGAUUUAGCACAUCGGGACCGAUUUAGGCUCUUCUGUUCAACUUUUGCUUUCUUCUCAGGCUGUCUUAAUACUCUGUAUCCUCGCUUAAAUAGAGAGAUUCUUAUAAGAGGCAGAAUGUCCGUAGUAGGAUUUGAUUUAGGUUUUCAAAGCUGUUAUGUGGCUGUAGCCCGAGCUGGGGGGAUUGAGACAAUCGCCAACGAGUAUAGCGACAGAUGUACACCGUCAUUUGUAUCGUUCGGACCAAGAAAUCGAACCAUUGGAGCUGCUGCAAAGAGUCAGGUGGUGACCAAUUACAAGAACACAAUCCAGGGUUUCAAGCGUUUCCACGGCAGAGCUUUUACAGACCCAUAUGUCCAGGCAGCAAAAUCCAACUUGGUAUACGACCUGGCACAGAUGCCCAAUGGAGCCACCGGCAUUAAGGUGAUGUACAUGGAGGAGGACAGAGUCUUCAGUAUUGAGCAGGUCACUGGGAUGCUGCUGACCAAACUGAAGGAGACCGCUGAAAGUGCACUCAAGAAACCAGUGGUGGACUGUGUGAUCUCAGUUCCCAGUUAUUACACAGACGCAGAGAGGAGGUCUGUCAUGGACGCAGCCCAAAUCGCAGGCCUCAACUGUCUACGGCUGAUGAACGAGACAACAGCAGUGACCCUAGCAUAUGGCAUCUAUAAGCAGGACCUCCCAGCGCCGGAGGAGAAGCCGCGGAUCGUGGUGUUUGUGGACCUGGGGCACUCAGGUUACCAGGUGUCAGUUUGUGCCUUCAACAAGGGAAAACUCAAGAUCCUGGCCACAGCGUUUGACUCAGACCUCGGGGGUAAGGACUUUGACGACAUCCUGGUGAACCACUUCUGCGAGGAGUUCAGGCAGAAGUACAAGCUCGACGUAAAGUCGAAGCCACGGGCACUGGGCCGGUUGUACCAGGAGUGUGAGAAACUGAAAAAACUGAUGAGCGCGAACUCCUCAGACCUGCCCCUUAACAUUGAGUGUUUCAUGAAUGACAUCGACGUCUCCGGCAAACUCAACAGGGGUCAGUUUGAGGAGAUGUGUGCGGGGCUGCUGGCCAAAGUGGAGGCUCCCCUUCGCAGCGUCAUGGAACAAGCCAAGCUGAAGAAAGAGGACAUUUAUGCAGUGGAAAUCGUCGGCGGUGCCUCCAGAAUUCCCGCCAUCAAAGAGCGAGUCAGUAAAUUCUUCAGUAAAGAGCUCAGCACCACUUUGAACGCAGACGAGGCCGUGGCACGCGGCUGUGCUCUGCAGUGCGCCAUCUUGUCACCGGCAUUCAAAGUCAGAGAGUUUUCCAUCACAGACGUCGUUCCAUAUUCAAUCUCACUGAAAUGGCAUUCAGCGGCAGAGGAGGGACAGAGCGAUUGUGAGGUUUUCCCCAAGAACCACGCUGCUCCUUUUUCCAAAGUCCUGACGUUCUACAGAAAAGAACCAUUCUCUCUGGAAGGAUACUACAACAGCCCCAAAGAACUGCCCUACCCCACAGCCACCAUCGGCCAGUUCGUAGUCAAAAACGUGAUCCCGCAGCAGUCGGGUGAGAGUUCAAAGGUCAAAGUGAAGGUCCGAGUCAACAUCCACGGCAUCUUCAGCGUCUCCAGCGCCUCUCUGGUGGAGGUGGUCAAAUCCACAGAGGGGGAGGAGCCUAUGGAAACCGAUCCAAUCACUGCAAAGGAAGAAGAGAAUAAAAUGCAGGUGGAUCAGGAGGAGCAGAAAAUGCCUGGAGGUGCGGGGGAGAAGAAGUCAGAGGCUGAGGAGAUGGAGACAUCGACAGAGGACUCUAAGGAGGAAAAGAAGAACGAGCCGCCCCAACCCAAAAAGGCAAAAGUCAAGACGAAGACGGUGGAGCUCCCCAUUGAGAACAGUUUGCACUGGCAGCUGUCCACAGACGUGCUCAAUGGGUUUGUGGAGAAUGAGGGCAAGAUGAUCAUGCAGGACAAGCUGGAAAAAGAGAGAAAUGACGCCAAGAACAAUGUAGAAGAAUAUGUUUAUGAGAUGAGAGACAAACUGCACGGAGUACUGGAGAAAUUCGUCACCGAAGCAGAUCGCGAUACAUUCUCUUUGAAACUGGAGGAUACAGAGAACUGGCUUUAUGAAGAUGGAGAGGACCAACAGAAACAAGUUUACAUUGACAAACUGUCUGAACUUAAGAAAAUGGGUCAGCCGAUAUGUGACAGAUACAUGGAGGCAGAGGAGCGGCCGAGAGCGUUCGACGAGCUCGGCCAACAGAUCCAGCAAUACAUGAAGAUCAUCGAAUGUUACAAAGCAAAAGACGAGCAGUACAACCACCUGGAUGAGCUGGAGGUGACCCGGGUGGAGAAACAGGUGAACGACGCCAUGGUUUGGAUGAACAGCAAAAUGAACCAACAGAACAGUCAAGACCUGACUGUGGACCCAGUGGUCAAGGUCGCAGAGAUCCGCGGAAAGGCCAAGGAGCUCUACUCGUCCUGCAACCCUGUCGUCACCAAACCAAAACCCAAAGUGGAGUCACCGAAAGAGGAGAAAGCGCCCACGAACGGGCCCGUGAACGGACACGACGAGCCUGCGCCCACAGAGGACAAAGCCACGCCCACAGGCAAAGGGAAGGAGACGCCGGAAAACAAACUGCCCCAAAUGGACAUCGAUUAAAUCCUUUACGUCAACAGCUGCAGUUCCCUUCCUCCGUGCGUCCUGCCGCUCCUGUCCUGAUAGCUGAUUUUUUUAAGAUUGUAAAAUGGUGGCAGUAGAUUAUUGUUUUUGAAGAAAUGAGAAGUCUGUACAAAACCCAGCACUGUUCGUUAAAUCGGCCGACUGUUGGCAUGGUUUAAUUUAUAUAUUAUUUUUGAUUUCAACAUUAGAUAGAAUGUUGAUAACGAUUACAAAUUUGUGAGUGUAUUUUCGAAAAUGGCUUUAUUUUCUGUGUUGCUGAUAACAUUUACGUUACAUUAAUAGAAAUAUGAUUGUUUUAUGCUUUGAGAUUGACAAAAGAUGUGGAACAGUAAAGCAGUUAUCCAUAAAUACUGAAACAUUGUAUGUAUAUGAUUGCCGUAAGCGAGGUUUUGGGACUAUUGUAAACUAUGUGGAUUGUUCUAGGGCUGUAUAUGACAAUAGUGCUUUUUCACUUAAAUAACUGCAACUGCUGCAUACCGACGUAUUUUGUUUAAGGAAUGUUUCUGUUCACUUUACCUGUUCUGUCCGUUAAAGCUAGUUGAUACUACGA
Messenger RNA from Periophthalmus magnuspinnatus, 3292 nucleotides. Its product is annotated as heat shock 70 kDa protein 4-like. Gene Ontology annotation, molecular function: ATP-dependent protein folding chaperone; ATP binding. Lineage: Eukaryota; Metazoa; Chordata; Actinopteri; Gobiiformes; Gobiidae. Bases 214 to 2721 code for a protein of 835 amino acids. Gene Ontology annotation, cellular component: nucleus; cytosol. The record is from RefSeq and is a predicted model, not a curated record. Gene Ontology annotation, biological process: protein folding. The transcript is spliced from 19 exons.